AUGUCCUUCCCGCAGCUGGGCUACCCGCAGUACCUGAGCGCCGCGGGGCCGGGCGCCUACGGCGGCGAGCGCCGGGGGUGCUGGCCGCCGCCGCCGCCGCCGCCGGCCGCCUCGUCGGGCCGGCCGGGGGCGGCGGAGCUGGGCGCGGGCGCGGGCGCGGGCGCGGCCGCCGUCACCUCGGUGCUGGGCAUGUACGCGGCCGCCGGCCCCUACGCGGGCGCGCCCAACUACAGCGCCUUCCUGCCCUACGCCGCCGACCUCAGCCUCUUCUCGCAGAUGGGCUCACAGUAUGAACUCAAAGACAACCCCGGGGUACACCCUGCCACCUUCGCAGCGCACACGGCGCCGGCCUACUACCCCUACGGCCAGUUCCAGUACGGGGAUCCCGGGCGGCCCAAGAACGCCACGCGCGAGAGCACCAGCACGCUCAAGGCCUGGCUCAACGAGCACCGCAAGAACCCCUACCCCACCAAGGGCGAGAAGAUCAUGCUGGCCAUCAUCACCAAGAUGACCCUCACGCAGGUGUCCACCUGGUUCGCCAACGCGCGCCGGCGCCUAAAGAAGGAGAACAAAGUGACGUGGGGUGCGCGCAGCAAGGACCAGGAGGACGGAGCCCUCUUCGGAAGCGAUACUGAGGGCGACCCGGAGAAGGCCGAGGACGAUGAGGAGAUCGACCUGGAGAGCAUUGACAUCGACAAGAUCGACGAGCACGACGGCGACCAGAGCAACGAAGACGACGAGGACAAGGCGGAGGCGCCGCGCGGGCCCCCGGCACCCACGGCCCUUGCUCGGGACCAGGGCUCGCCGCUGGCAGCCGCCGACGCUCUCAAGUCCCAGGACUCGCCCCUGGGCCUGGUCAAGGAGGGCCCGGAGCCGGGCAGCACGCGCCUGCUGAGCCCGGGCGCCGCCGCGGGUGGCCUGCAGGGCGCGCCGCACAGCAAGCCCAAGAUCUGGUCCUUGGCCGAGACGGCCACGAGCCCCGACGGCGCGCCCAAGGCCUCGCCGCCGCCUCCCGCCGGCCACCCGGGCGCGCACGGGCCCCCCGCGGGCACGCCGCUGCAGCAUCCCGCCUUCCUGCCCAGCCACGGACUGUACACCUGCCACAUCGGCAAGUUCUCCAACUGGACCAACGGCGCGUUCCUCGCGCAGGGCUCCCUGCUCAACAUGCGCUCUUUCCUGGGCGUGGGCGCGCCCCACGCCGCGCCCCACGGCCCGCACCUGCCUGCGCCGCCGCCACCGCCGCAGCCGCAGCCGCCCGUCCCCGUGGCCGCGGGGGUGCUCCACGGUGACAAGGCCUCUGCUCGCAGCAGCCCCGCGCUCCCAGAGAGAGACCUCGUCCCCCGGCCGGACUCGCCCGCACAGCAGUUAAAAUCGCCCUUCCAGCCCGUGCGCGACAACUCGCUGGCCCCGCAGGAGGGGACGCCGCGGAUCCUAGCAGCCCUCCCGUCGGCCUGAUUCAGGGUCUUCUUUUACUUUUGCGGGGGGAGGGGGGAGGAAUUCGGGAGGGAGGGGAUGAGGGAGGAAUUAGGACAAAUAUUUCAGAACUGGUGUAAAGGACAAAUAUGGCCACGACGUCAACGACUCCCAUCCAUCGCUUUCUGCAGAAAGGGGCUCGUCCCGGCCGGGGUCCAGGCAGCCCGGCCUCUGCCCACACCUUUGGUGGCUGUCACCUCGCUCCGCUCCGGUUGAUUAUCGGCUCGGUAAAUGCCCCACGUGCUUGUGUCUUUUUUUUUUUUUCCUUCCUUCUUUCUGUAUAUAGAGUGAUUUCAGAUUGUAAAUAGCGCGUCAGCGAACUUGUCUAAAUCAUAUAUUUUUGUCUAAUAAACUAAAUGAAAUGAU
Canis lupus familiaris (dog) is the source of this 1839-nucleotide messenger RNA. RefSeq names its product iroquois homeobox 1 (gene IRX1). Gene Ontology annotation, biological process: regulation of transcription by RNA polymerase II; cell development; neuron differentiation. Gene Ontology annotation, molecular function: RNA polymerase II cis-regulatory region sequence-specific DNA binding; DNA-binding transcription factor activity, RNA polymerase II-specific. The record is from RefSeq and is a predicted model, not a curated record. The transcript has 4 exons. Gene Ontology annotation, cellular component: nucleus. NCBI's taxonomy places the organism in Eukaryota, Metazoa, Chordata, Mammalia, Carnivora, Canidae. Bases 1 to 1455 code for a protein of 484 amino acids.